This is a messenger RNA of Arabidopsis lyrata subsp. lyrata, 2731 nucleotides long. Its product is annotated as serine carboxypeptidase-like 18. Gene Ontology annotation, molecular function: acyltransferase activity, transferring groups other than amino-acyl groups; serine-type carboxypeptidase activity. The record is from RefSeq and is a predicted model, not a curated record. NCBI's taxonomy places the organism in Eukaryota, Viridiplantae, Streptophyta, Magnoliopsida, Brassicales, Brassicaceae. Gene Ontology annotation, biological process: secondary metabolic process; proteolysis.
CCUGGGACCAUGUCCAGAUUUCGAUUUCACUAGAACAAGAAAGCAAAUACAACCUAUUCGCAAACGCGUAAACCAAACACAACCCUCUUGAUUCACCGCUCCGUUCUAUUAACAUGAAAUCUUAAGGAUAAAUCUCUAGCCUUAACUAAACUUUCCUGAGCCUAGAUUUAAUCAAGAUAACCUAACCCUGAGCUAAACUCCCCCUGAGUCUAGACUUCAAUUCUCCAAGUCUUUGGAACAACCACCACACACGAACCGUCACGCCAACGAACCCAACGAUCACCAAGAUUCUCCAAUAUGAACUGUUAACACCAACACACAAAUAAGCUUGAUCACACAAGCACAAACCCGCAAAACUACGUCGCACACGAUCACACACACAAUCUCUCACAUCAAAUCUCUUUGGGAUUUUUACUCUUGCCAAUCCAUAUUCUCAUAAGGUCACGUCCUCUUUAUAUAACAAACAGAAACUUGCGCCUCAAGUUCUUCCAAUCACACAUAAGAGAAAGUUUCUAAAUCCCAUAAGGAAAAGGUUUUCCUUUUUGCCAAUUUCCUUUUCACUUCAAGCAAACUUCCUCUUUACUUACAUGAUUCAUUUUGUCUUCAAACAAAGAUAUUUUCAUUUUCCUUGACUUAAUAAACGCUCCAUCAUCCAAGUACUCGAGCCCUCAUCAGCAAUUAUGCUUCUCAUCUUCUUGAAUCACUUCUUGUACUACUUCCUGUACUACUUCAACGACUAGUACAGAACACCAAAAUAACUGCAUCUUCAAUCUCCCCCUUUUUGACUAUGUAUGUGAACUCAACAACUCUACCUUUAAUGACUUCAUCACCAGUAACACAUCAACCUAGCAACACCAAUCUCCCCUUACUUGAGUCACAUCAUGGUCAAAAACUAAUUCAAGGAUCACCUUCAUCGAAACCAAGGAUGAAACCCCAUUGCACCAUCUCCGUAAUGAUUAACUCUCAUAGACCAAGUAUUCCUGAGUUGUAUGAAUCCAUAACAAACGAUUUUUAGCUCUAUUUUACUUCCCGAACAAUCUCCUGAACAAUCUUCCGAACGAUCUCUUGAACCUCACCCUGAUCUACCCGAAAUAAGACUAAAUCUCUAUCGAGAAUAGGAAUGGUUUAUUAUAUGCUAGCGUAAUUAAGUCCUUGUGGAUACACAAAGAAUUAAUACACAAUGAGAAAGUACUAAAGAAAUGCUACACAGAGACAUGAAGAAUCUUAAACCUGAUUUUUUUUCCUUAGGUCAACUUGGAAACGAUUCUUUUAGAGUCUCUUUUAUUGUCUGAAAUGAAAUCCAGUCGUUAAUUAAAAGAAAAUGUCUAAAGCAUGGAAACUUAAGUUGCUUCUUCUACUUCAACUGCUACUCUUGAGUCAACAUGAUGUUGAUUCAGCUUCUGUGAUUAGCUAUCUUCCUGGUUUCGAAGGUCUUCUUCCAUUCCACCUUGAAACUGGGUACAUUGGUGUUGGUGAGGGAGAGAAAGUGCAACUUUUCUACUACUUUAUUAAAUCAGAGAACAAUCCUGAAGAAGACCCUCUUAUUCUCUGGUUAACUGGAGGACCAGCUUGCACUGCUCUCUCUGCACUUGCUCUCGAGAUCGGGCCGUUGACUUUCAAGACUGAGGGUUACAAUGGAGGUUCACCUUCUCUUGUCUCCACUUCAUAUUCUUGGACAAAGGUAGCUAGCAUAAUAUUCUUGGAUCAGCCUGUUGGAACUGGCUUCUCCUACUCAACAACUCCUCUUUCUGAUAAGCCUAGUGACACAGGCGAAACAAAACAGACAUAUGAGUUUCUUCAAAAGUGGCUAGUGGAGAAUCCAGAGUUUGUCUCAAAUCCUUUCUAUGUCGGCGGAGAUUCUUACGCUGGUAUAGUUGUUCGAGCUAUUGUUCAGCAGAUCUCAAUAGGAAAUGAACAUGGCGACAACCCUAAAAUGAAUCUUAAGGGUUAUAUUCUUGGGAACCCUUCAACAGAUCUUGAUAGUGAUCAUAACUCCAAGAUUCCAUAUGCUCAUCGAAUGGGACUUAUCUCUGAUGAACUCUAUGAGUCACUUAAGAGAACCUGCCAAGGAAAUUAUGUAAAAGUGGAUCCUACUAAUAUACAAUGCUUGAUAUUGGUGGACAACUACCAAAAGUGUGUUUCAAGGAUAAAUGAAGGACUCAUUUUGAUAGCAUUGUGUGAUUUGGCAUCACCAAAUCCUUAUUCAGGGGAACACGGUGAAAGAAGCUAUCUUACGACACUUGUUCAGCCAAAUCUUUCUCUUCCCACUCCCGACUGCUAUAUGUAUCGGUAUUUGCUAGCUUCACAUUGGGCUAAUGAUGAAGAUGUACGCAGAGCACUUCAUGUAGUGAAAGGAAGUAUAGGGAAAUGGAUGAGAUGCAAUUGGGAUUUGCCUUAUGAGAAAGACAUAAAGAGCAGUGUACCGUACCACCGAAACAAUAGCAUCGAAGGUGAUUAUCGGUCAUUGGUUAAUUACAGCGGUGAUCACGACAUGAUGGUGCCUUAUACUGGAACUGAAGCUUGGAUUAAAUCUCUAAACUACUCAAUAACUGACGAUUGGAGGCCUUGGUUCGUUAACAAUCAAGUUAUUGGAUAUACAAGGACUUACGCCAACAAUAUGACAUUUGCCACUGUCAAAGGAGGAGGGCACACCGCAGAGUAUAAACCGGAGGAAAGCUUCAUAAUGUUCCAAAGGUGGAUAAGUGGACGAACUCUCUAGCAUCUAACCGGA